Messenger RNA from Ciona intestinalis (vase tunicate), 7823 nucleotides. NCBI's taxonomy places the organism in Eukaryota, Metazoa, Chordata, Ascidiacea, Phlebobranchia, Cionidae. The record is from RefSeq and is a predicted model, not a curated record.
UUAGGGGUGUACAGCAGUUCAGUCCAGUACCAAAAUAUAUUUUCAAAUGGUUCGUUAUCUAUAAGCGGCUGUGUAUUAUAAACGAUGUAAGUACAGAACUCCCGUUGAGACUUCGAGGUUUGUAGCAUCUUGCCAGGUGUUUAACAGCAUUGUGAACUUGUUCGGUUGGUUUGCUCGCCAUAUUUGUCUCGCUAUAUUUAUCUUAUGAAUACAAAUGGGUCAAAUACAUGGCGUAGCACUUAGGCAAUACACAAAGGACAUCGGUUUGUGGGAACCGCUGUGCCUGUAGCAGAGAAAAGUUUGUAAAUUUUGUUUAGUCUAUUUGUUGGAAUUUAUUUCAAGUAGAAGCAAUUGUUAGUUUGAUGUGGUAAGAAAGCGCGAAUAAACUACGAUUUAAGGCCGAUCAUCUGCACCCAAUCAAGCGUGAAAACCUAAACCUCGCACGUUGAGCGAUGCGAAAACAGAUCGAAUUUUCAAAAUCACUGCUUUAAUAUGUUACUUUCAUUCGCACGAUGCAUACCUGACGGCGAUAUCGGGUGUACAAAGAACGGCUAAGAUGCUGUCGAGAAAUCGUUUCUUUUAUACCACACAAAAUAGAGAUUAUGAGAUAUAAAGAUUCAUUGUGAUGUUUUACGGUAAUACUGUACAAUUUUCUUCUUCCACUUUUCAGAAUCACCAUCUAGCCCCUUCCAGGGCGUGAAUACACUGGUUGUAUUGGAUACUGUUUAUCCUUGUUAGGUGAGAAUUUCACUGGAUGUAUCAAACUUGAACAAGGUAUAGUCGGCGGAUUUAUGGAAUAAGGGGCCGUGAUAUAAAUGAUUGGGUGCUGCUUGACGGUGGCUACCCGCUCUGCUAUCAACCGACCAAGAUAUCCUGGCCACACUUGGUGAUUAUCAAACCGCAAUCUGUCUAGACUGUUUGAACAUGGCAAUUGGUGUUGGCGGUCCAAAACAUCGUUGAAUCGGCCCCAUUCUAGUUACUGUUUUGGUCGGAUUUGGAACCGUUCUACAAGUGUGCAACAGAGCGAUCCCGUGGCCAAACAGCUGAACGCACAGGACGGUUAUUGUGACUAUGCUUCGACUCAUUCGGAGCAUAAAUUCCCCUCUGGAACAUCCAACGAUUCUAGAAGCAAAAGAGACCCGAGGAGACCUGCAUCUUCGUCGCGAUCGUUACGAUUGCAAUUAGCUGUGAGACAAAAGUUUCCAGCCGACCCACCAAUGCUUGCCCGCCGUUUAACCUCAUCCCCCACAUUGACAUCACCGGCGCACUGUCUACCACCACUACAGCAAAAUCGCAAUUUCAAGAAACGCCAGUUUAAAGUAAACGUUCCAGCACGCCAACCAGCGGCCACAACUGAUCUCUUCCUGAGAUCUCUCUCCAUCUUCGUGAUCGUCCUAUCGCUGUUUACCGUGGAGGUCGUCGGACAAGAUACUACAGGAGUGAAUAUAUUAGAAAGACUGCAGUUACCAACUCGAACAACGAACCGCAGAGCAGCUUUGCUGGUAAACAGUGAAGUCUUGUUUCCCAGCAGAUUUACCCGCGUUGUAAGGCCGAUCUGGCAAAUUUUCAACCCGAGGAAGUUCCUCCAUCCUGAAACAAACCGAGCACAUACACAAGAAGGCAGGCCGGAAGAAGCGCUAUCUCUUCUUUUCUCCUUCACCCCUUCACGGAGCAGUUCCUCUUUUCUUGGUGUACGAGACGGUCGAAAACGGAUGCGGUUAGCAAUAAAGAUUUUCCCGCGAUUUCUUGAGGUUUCAGUGAAAAAACGGCGACGAAGGUUUGCCCUGGGUGCUGGUCACCAAAAGGCGUACGUAAUCAUCUUGAUCGUGAUACGGAACGGCGCAAUUUCCGUUCACAGAAAAUGUGGAAGAAAAGUGGCGACAAAGCGGUUUCCCAUGCUCCGCCUUAGUAACGUAAUAGAGCCGCGUAGCGGGAUCCUAGUAUUGGGGAGGUUAAAACGAGCGCCAACAUCCUACAAGGGAAAAAUCUGCCAAGGAAAGGCGUUCGUUGGAGAUGUAUCGACGCUUGGUUAUUGUCAGUUUGUAGAACAACGAUGUCGGGGUGAUUCGUUCCUUGUGGGAUACGCGCGACGGAGAAACCGAGUACAAGAUAUAACCACCGCUUCAAGCAUUCAAGACACAGCUGAAUCAACGGAAGCGACACCUGUUAUUCACGACAUUACAGUGCCAAGCAGGCCAAAAAGAAAGCAGGAAGAACUGGUAAAACCUGUAACAGCUGAGAAGCGCGCGCGUUAUGAACCAGACAAUGCGUUGCAAGGUGUAGGAACUAUCAAGGAUAAUGAAAACAACAGUGAAGCAGCAUACAACUUCUAUUCAGCAUAUAAAAAUCACCGUUCACAUAGACAACCCUACGCCUCAAAUGUAACGCAACAAAACGCAUCUUCGCAAAAUACCUCUUCUUCAUUACCUAAACCCCUCGACAGUGGUUCGGAAGCAAAAGAUUGGCGAACAGCACGUCAAUAUGAAUGGACCGCUGCGGUUAUGACGUCAGCGCUAGAGGUCCAUGCACCCAGAACUCUUUCGUCUACCUACGUUGCUGUCAAAGCAAACAAAACAGAUACAUCAGAGCAUAACCUCCCAGUGAUAGGCAAUGCGAGUCUGGCUGCGGUCAGAUUAGAGGGGUCAGGAAUGGAAACCAAAAGCACGUUACAAAAUCUUAGUCAAUUACCGAUUAACGCCUCGGCGGCGAACUGGACCGAUACCUAUUUAUUUAAACUUUACGCGACAAUUUCGCCGAUGACGUCACCGUUUGUUUCAUCGUCAUUUGUGACGUCACCAGAUGACGUCAUCAGGUGGAGCGAAAGUGACACCACUAGUCCCACUGUACACAUUGGACAAACUCCAACUACUUUUUAUACGAACACUUUUCCGGAGCACGAUGCAAAAAGAACUACUCGCUCAGUUGAAGCGUACGAAACAAGCGUUUACCCCAUUGCCGAUGUUACUCCCACAUCCACAUUUACUGAAGCUACAGACCACACGACCAGCGUUACUAUACCACCACUGCAUUAUAAUAAUGAUCUAAACGUAGCCCCGACGUAUCAGACCGUGACACUAACAACAACACCAUAUACUGCUAAAGGGUCAAAACAACAGACUGCACCAGAAUCUGUGUACAUUACCAUGGAUCAAAUGCAGCAUGUACUACCAGGUGCAGUAAUGGGCAUAAAAGUUUGCGUGGAAUUACACGGCGAAGUGCUGGCUUGUGCUACAAUGGGCGAAAAGGGAGAUAGAGGACCGAAGGGUAAACGGGGUCUAAUUGGACGAGUGGGUCGACAUGGAAGGCAAGGCCCUCGGGGACACAAAGGCCCUUAUGGUAAACCUGGCUUGCCAGGACCUCCUGGACUAAAGGGUCCAGUUGGCCAUCCAGGAAAGCCAGGAUUUUAUGGGCCGAAAGGAAUUAAGGGUCAUGAAGGAAAACUAGGAAUGAUGGGGCCUCCUGGUAUUAAUGGAAUCAAGGGUGAAAAGGGAGUGGUUGGAUUAUUUGGACCACCGGGACUGCAGGGCACAAAGGGACGAAGAGGACGGAAAGGUGUCCAAGGCAUUCCCGGCAGGCAGGGACCUCCUGGAAAGCCUGGCUUGGUUGGUAGCAAAGGUGAUGAUGGUGAUCUUGGAUUGCCCGGAGAACCUGGUGUACCUGGACAUCCAGGCAAUGCGGGAGAGAUGGGGCCACAAGGUCUAGUUGGCAAGAUGGGACGUGCAGGUCGUAUUGGAAACUAUGGUCCAAGAGGAGCACCUGGUCUGGAUCGACAGCCUGGAGCACAAGGAGUGCCUGGACCACCUGGAUUGCCAGGGUCAACAGGAAGCCCGGGUGGUAUUGGGCCGCGGGGGCUAAUGGGUGCAGCUGGAGAGCAAGGUUACCAGGGAGAGAGAGGGAUUCCUGGAGUCAAAGGUGAUAAGGGUGGUAUUGGUGCGGUCGGCAUAAAAGGUGAAGGUGGUUCAAGGGGACUUAAGGGAUCUGCAGGCCCACCAGGUGCAUCUGGAGAACCAGGAAGAUUAGGCAGACUGGGUUCAAUUGGCGAAAAAGGGGCACUCGGUGAACGAGGAGAACCUGGCCUCACAGGGUAUGAGGGGCAUCGUGGACCACCUGGAUUGCCAGGCACUCCUGGGCAAAAAGGUGAGACUGGUGAGAAGGGCAUGGCAGGAUCACCAGGUUCGAAAGGUGAGAUGGGCAAUGAAGGUUUGCUUGGACCCAAAGGAAAAGAGGGGCAACAGGGAAAAAUUGGAAAAGAUGGACCGUAUGGUAAACAGGGACCACCUGGCAGAAAAGGACAUAAAGGUAUUCAGGGAUUAGGUGGAAUAGAGGGUCCAAAGGGCUUAGUUGGAGCACCUGGAGAAAGAGGUUUGCCAGGACUUGAGGGUGAAAAGGGUGACAGAGGGAUGCAGCCAAAACCUGGUCCACCAGGAGUUUCAGGUUCAAAGGGCCAUACAGGAUUGACUGGGGCUGUUGGAUCACCGGGAAGGCCUGGAUUGCCAGGUCCUCCCGGGUUACUAGGACAGAGAGGGCAACAGGGUGGAAUUGGAUUACCGGGUCAAAAAGGCAGUGAUGGGCCAGUUGGCUUGGAAGGACCACAGGGAAAAAAGGGGAAAAUCGGAGACCAAGGUUUCAUGGGUGAAGACGGACCUCUUGGACCUAAAGGUGAACGUGCCCCAGAAGGAUUGCCUGGUCUUCAAGGUAUCAGAGGUCCUGAGGGUGCAGAAGGUGAAAAGGGUCUUGCUGGUUAUCCAGGUGAACCAGGUGCUCCUGGGCUUGAAGGAAACCCAGGUCCACUCGGUCAAAUGGGACCUUAUGGACCGCAUGGUUUGCCCGGAGAACCAGGUGAAACUGGAAAGAGGGGCAAACGUGGACCAAUGGGGCCAGAGGGUACAGAAGGCAGAGAGGGCAUUCCAGGUCCUGUUGGCCCUACUGGCGAUGAUGGGAAAUCUGGUUUGGAUGGGGUGAAAGGAGAACCGGGUGAAGUUGGAGUUAAAGGGGAGAAAGGAAGCAAAGGAGAUGAUGGAGGUCCAGGGUUACAAGGAGCAGUUGGUUUGCAAGGUUUACAAGGAAUUGGGGGGACUCCAGGAAAAAUUGGUGUACAUGGCUUGAAAGGAAUUCCCGGGAAAAAAGGUGACGUAGGAGCACAAGGACAUGUGGGCCUUCCUGGAUCCAAAGGUAAAAGAGGUGCUAGGGGUCAAAGUGGAAUCAAAGGAAAACGUGGAGAACGUGGAAAUGAGGGUUUUCCUGGUGAGCCUGGACCCCCUGGAUUGCUUGGACCCAAAGGUUACAUUGGGCUUCCAGGUCUUAUUGGUGCACAAGGAGAAAAGGGAAUACCUGGUAUUAAGGGAAUUUCUGGUGAGGAUGGAAGAAGAGGGGAGCAAGGAGUUAGAGGCCUCACUGGCAAACCUGGUAAAAGAGGAGAGACUGGUAAACCUGGCCAAGUUGGACGACAUGGAAAGCCAGGAUUAAAGGGUCCAAAAGGAAAUCCUGGAAGCGCCGGUUAUCCUGGCCACUUUGGAGAUCGAGGACAUCCUGGUACAAGAGGUGCAGCAGGGGAACAGGGUUUAACUGGGAAUCAAGGGCCUCAUGGCAAACCUGGUAGACAAGGACCACCAGGCAAAACUGGAGUAAAAGGUUUACAUGGUGAACCAGGACCACGUGGAACAAUUGGACCUGCUGGACCAGAUGGUGUAAGGGGCAGAGAUGGUGCUCCAGGCUUAAGGGGAGAACCUGGUGAGCAUGGAACCUUUGGUCUACCUGGUCCACGGGGCCCUAUGGGUUACGCCGGGCUACCAGGGAAUCCAGGGGACAGAGGAGCUACAGGAGAAGCGGGUCCAGAUGGUAUUCCUGGAUCAACUGGUGCUGAUGGGAAGAUAGGACCCAAAGGAUAUACAGGUCUCCGUGGUUAUAAUGGUGAACCUGGGGAAAAAGGGAAAACCGGUGAGAAAGGACGCACAGGCCCAAUGGGAAUUGCUGGACUUCCUGGAUCCUAUGGUCGUAAAGGAGAUCCUGGACAGAGAGGACCUUCAGGCCCGGUAGGAAUUCAUGGAAAAGAUGGACCACGUGGUAUCCAGGGUCCUAUGGGCUUAAAAGGAAAGAAUGGAGUAAUUGGUCCUGCUGGAUAUAGGGGAGUAGAAGGAGACAUGGGAUACAAAGGAAUCAGGGGCAAUCAUGGACGUCCCGGACCACCUGGACCACCGGGCCCUGCAGUUGAUCUCGCUACAAUGCAACGUGUUAUUGCUGCCACGACUGUUGUACAAUCCGUAUCACGUGUUGAACCGAUGACAUCCAACGCCCCAUUGAAUGAUGAAGCAUCACUGGUCACCAUAGAAUCCAGACUUCCAAUGGAAGGACCUGUAUUUAACACGGACGAGUCAAUUUUAAGCGAAAUGAUGCAUGACAUUCAUGCGCAAGCUGCAAAAGUGGCGACGGGUGAUGGAACACGUGAAAAUCCAGCUCGCACAUGUCGCGAUUUAAUGAUGGCAAAUAAAUUGAAAGGGAUUGAAUCAAGAGAUGGUUCCUACUGGGUGGAUCCGAACGAAGGAUCAAUAUUUGAUGCUUUAAAAGUAAGAUGCAACUUCAGGAGGCUUGGAUAUACCUGCAUACCUGUAGCCGUGCUACUUGAGCAAUCUCGGAACAACACCUCUCACACUAGGCGUCGUCGUGGAGCCAGGGUUGGCGAAGGCAGACCUGGUGUUAAUGGAGACUCUCUGACGUCACAAUUACGAUUCUUACGUCUGCAAAGCGCUGAGGCAGAACAAGUGAUUUCGUUUCAAUGCGUAUCAUCAGAGGAAAACACGCAAAACAAUGUGACGUUAAGGUUACGUUCGUGGACGCAAGCUUCCUACGUCAUCAGCAGCGACGACGAGACGCUACUCAAUGGAGUGAGUGUGACACAAAACCGACGCUUGUGCAACGUCAACAGCGACACUGCCGUGGAAGGAAUCAAGCGUGUGUUGAAAGUCAGGACCAGAAGGACAAGCAAACUACCGAUUUUUGACGUCACCGCUGACGUCACGUUUGAGGCUGACACGCCAGAUCUAGGCGAUGUGUGUUUUCGAUGAGAUUCCAAGCACACGCAUACGCUGCUGCAGCUUCGAAACCCGACUGGCCAAGCGCAAAGAAAUGACGGCAAGAAAGAAAACGGACCGCCGCUGAUAGCGCAGAAAGCACUUGGCGGCAGGGGGCGCUGGGACGACAAUUAUUGCACAUUCAGCGGCUCGCAUAUCCGCGUGGAACCCACGCCCUGUUAGCUUCACUAUGUUACCGACUACCUCACAAAACACCCCUGUGACAACAACUGACAGCUAUAGGUGAUAGUUCAUUAUGCGCUCUAGAAUAUAAUUAACAGAAAUCCAAGCGCCCACCGCACGCAGGGCAAUUUGAGGUUACUUCGUGCGGCCUCACCGACUCAACACAAUCAUAUCGGGUCAAAAGCAUUUGUUUAUCUGCUUUCUUAUUUUCGCCUACCUUUUGCACUAUGUAUUCAUGUUUUACUGCGCUUCGAAAAUCUCAUUUCUUCCCAGCCGCACAAUCACACGUUAUAAUAAAUAUUAAUUUAACAGUUAGCUCCCAAGCAAAAGCAAGCAGUCGCGUUCUCCAUAAUGAGAUUUCUGCCGCCUAGCAGUCAAAUACGCCACUGCACCCUGCAUAAUUACUUACUGUACAUCGUUUUGCGUUUCUUCCUGCCCUGUUAGAUCCCUUUACAUUCAGCAUACAUACGAUGAUGUCUUUAUUUUUCGUUAGCCAAUCGAUCCAGUUGUUUUUUUUUUAUUUUUUUCGAGAUUUUCUUUUUGAAUGAAUCGAAAUAAACGCUGCCUUCCGUA